Apis florea (little honeybee) is the source of this 412-nucleotide messenger RNA. Its product is annotated as CD63 antigen. Gene Ontology annotation, cellular component: plasma membrane. NCBI's taxonomy places the organism in Eukaryota, Metazoa, Arthropoda, Insecta, Hymenoptera, Apidae. The record is from RefSeq and is a predicted model, not a curated record.
GUGUCGUUGGUACGUAUACCGCUUUAUCAGUAGAUAAUACGAUACAUCGAAUCGAGUUUAGAUGUUUCCACGUUCAGUUCCGUAGUGCACCUGCGUGAAAGAGGAUUCUCAGACACCAAAAUGGCUGCCACACACCUCGACGUUGGUCUACGUUGCAUCAAGUACCUGCUUUGCGCGGUUAACUCCCUCUUUGUGUUAACGGGAGUAAUGAUAAUAUCUGUAGGAACAACAAUUUAUGCUGUUUAUGAAGAUUUCUCUCAUUUUCUGGAUCCCAGCUAUUUUUCUCCAGCAACUCUCUUAAUUGUUGUUGGAAUAUUCGUAUUUAUAAUAGCUUUUCUAGGAUGUUGUGGAGCUCUUAGAGAAAGUACUUGCAUGGUUCUUGUGGUAAAUAUUUAAUUAUCUUUUUUGUAUU